AGGUUUCCGAGUUUAAUGUUUCUUACUCGUGUAUUGCGAGGAAAUCUGAAUUUGCCUCACUGGAACCGACGCGUCUGGGAAAUUGGUUACAGUGGAUCGCCCUUACCGAAGAAAAAGGCGACAGGGCGACCAGACUAUCCUGUGUCACCUGCUCAAGUAGCUGUAUUACGAGAGCGAUUUGACCGAGAAUGGAAUGUGAUGAAACUUCUGUGUAGACCGAACAUCACCGCGAAUGUGGAGGCCGAUUAUUUCGUCUCAAAAGGAGUUUCUGGUCACGCCGAGAUUCGAAAUGAAGUACAAGCAAAACUCGAUUCUGAGAGGAUGCCUGGAAAGGUGAAACGAACGAAAGGCUCCAAGCAUUCUGUCAGACGACGCGGAAACAUAGGAAAUCUUCUACAUACUCACAGAACUGUGGAGGAAUCCCUUGCCGAACUUAUUGUUAGAAAUCGAUGGGAUUAGUCUGAGUGAUCGCAAAAACCAGACAUCUCUGAAUUGUUUGUAUUGCCUCAGUGUAAACUCUCAUUUAAUGUCAAAAGAUACUUCAUCAAAGUGUAUUUAUCCACUGAAACUGUGUACCAUCUACUUGCAUUGCCGCAUCACAGUCAGGUGUUCUAUAUGAACACUCGUAAACUUGAGA
Cylicocyclus nassatus is the source of this 637-nucleotide messenger RNA. The record is from the annotation of a GenBank genome assembly. NCBI's taxonomy places the organism in Eukaryota, Metazoa, Nematoda, Chromadorea, Rhabditida, Strongylidae.